AUGGUAGCUAGAGAAGAGCAAGUGAUGAGAGACGAGGUCAAGGGUAAGGGGGUACUAGUUGAUAUCCUUGAGGAUGACGAGGAGAGAUCAAUCGAUAACAACAAGCUGCUAGACCUCAACGAGGGUUUCGAUGCGGAGAGCGAAGAAGGGGAAGUUGGCGAUGAUGAGGAAGACGAAGAUGAGGAGGGCGACGACGAUGGCGGUAGCACCACUGAUGUUGGUGGUGGGAGUGGGAGCUCAAGCAACAAUAGCAGUACCAACAACAAUUCGGAGAGCAAGAAGGCAGACGCCAAGGGAGGCAGCAAGUCAGAGGUGAGCGGUGAGCAGAGGGUUCCAUCGGUGCGGCAGUACAACCGGUCGAAGCUACCCCGGCUCCGGUGGACUCCUGACCUCCACAUGGCCUUCGUCCAUGCCGUUGAGAGGCUUGGUGGGCAAGAGAGAGCGACCCCUAAGCUGGUGCUUCAGAUGAUGAAUGUUAGGGGCCUCAGCAUUGCUCAUGUAAAAAGCCACCUGCAGAUGUACAGAAGCAAGAAACUAGACCAAGAUGGUCGCCCGAGGGGAGAUGUUUCCUCAGUGUAUUCCCCAAUGGAUUUCCAUUUCAUGAGAGCCGAUCGGCGCUUCCACGACAUGUCCUUCUUCCAAAGAGCAGCCGCGCUCUCCUCCUCCUCCAGGCUGGAACGCGGCAGCUUCUUCGCGUCAAGGAACUGCAGCGCUCCGGAGUUGAGACGGCUCUAUGGACUCCUCCACCAUCGCCCGCCUCCGACCCAAAAUUUCGACUUCAGAAAUUCCAGUUUCAGAAAUCAUGAGUGGGCGUCGUCGAAUCAGCAAGAGGCGAUCACAGUCUCCAGGAAUCACGUCACACCACCGUCGACUUCGCCACAGACACACCCGCUUGCAUCUUCCGCAGCGCUGAGGAGCGAUCGGCGGUGGUGGCCUUUCACUGACGCCGGCGCUGCUGCUGUCGCCGCCGGCGAGCACAGAGCAGAGAUAGGAACUAAUGGAAAGUUCGAAAGUUGCAUCGGGAGCAGUUCUCGGCCACUUCCGUUGGCCAUGUCGCCGACCGUGUCCGGAGAUCGUCGUCUUCCGUUCAGAUGGCGGCACGGGGGAAGCGGAAGCGGUAGAGAUGUCGUCGUGGGCUACCCGGGUAGCAGCGGCUCCAAGAUCACAACAAGAUCGUCGGAUCCAGUCGUCAUCGACGAUGGUCUGCAACUCGAGCGGCAGAAUUCGAAGCACGUCGUAGAACCAACAAGGGCCUCCGCCGCUCCGCCGGACGAGGCGUGCCUCAUCAAGCGGCGGCCGUCGCCGGUGGAGGCCCAAGAUGCGACGCCGGACCUACAACUCAGCUUGUCCCCUUCCUCGGUGUUGGCCAAGAAGAGAAAGACAAUAUCGUCGUCUUCCAUGGACACCACCAGCUGCGAGUUCUCGAUCUCUCUCUCGCUGUCGCCACCCGCCGCUGCAGUUUCCAUGCAGGAGCAGCGGAAAGAAAAGACAAGACGAAGCAGCGACAGCAACGGCGGAGGUGAAGGCGUUCUUGGGCAGAGUACUUUGGAUCUGACCAUGUCGAUCAGGGCAUUGGAGUGA
This is a messenger RNA of Miscanthus lutarioriparius, 1581 nucleotides long. Lineage: Eukaryota; Viridiplantae; Streptophyta; Magnoliopsida; Poales; Poaceae. The record is from the annotation of a GenBank genome assembly.